ACGGAGAAAGAGAGAGAGAGAGAGAGAGAGAGAGAGAGAGAGAGAGAGAGAGAGAGAGAGAAGAAACGGGAGGAGGGGAUACGGAAAUUAAACCCUUUAAGUCAAUGCAUAUUGUGGUGACACCGGCACAGGAGCCCUCACGGUGGAGUCGGCCAGGGCUGUGCGUUCCCAAAAUAUGACCAGGGGUGCUUGGAUGUGUCGGCAGUAUGACGACGGCUUAAAAAUCUGGUUGGCAGCACCCCGGGAGAACGAGAAACCGUUCAUCGAUUCAGAGCGGGCUCAGAAAUGGCGACUGUCUCUGGCUUCUCUCUUGUUUUUCACAGUCCUGCUCUCUGAUCACUUGUGGUUCUGCGCCGAGGCCAAGCUGACCCGGACCCGGGACAAAGAGCAUCACCAACAGCAGCAGCAACAGCAGCAGCAGCAACAGCAGCAGCAACAGCAGCAGCAGCAGCGACAGCAGCAGCGACAGCGGCAGCAGCAGAGGCAGCGACAGCAGGAGCCCUCCUGGCCCGCGCUCCUGGCCAGCAUGGGGGAGUCCUCGCCCGCCGCCCAGGCACACAGACUCCUCUCCGCCUCCUCGUCCCCCACCCUGCCCCCCUCCCCGGGAGGCGGCGGCGGCGGCAGCAAGGGCAACCGAGGCAAGAACAAUCGGAGCAGGGCUCUUUUUCUAGGAAACUCUGCCAAGCCGGUGUGGCGCCUGGAGACUUGUUACCCUCAGGGCGCCUCCUCUGGUCAGUGCUUCACGGUGGAGAGCGCGGACUCGGUGUGCGCCAGGAACUGGAGUCAGGGGGCAGCCGCGGGGGAGAAACAGUCGUCCAGGGGCUCUCCGUCCACUCCGUUGUGGAACUUGUCGGAUUUUUACCUUUCGUUUUGUAAUUCCUACACACUUUGGGAGUUGUUUUCGGGGCUGUCCAGUCCCAGCACUUUGAACUGCAGUUUGGACGUGGUGCUCACAGAGGGCGGUGAGAUGACCACGUGUAGACAGUGCGUCGAAGCUUACCAAGAUUAUGACCACCACGCUCAGGAGAAGUACGAAGAGUUUGAAAGUGUGCUGCAUAAGUACCUACAGUCGGAUGAGUACUCCGUGAAGUCAUGUCCUGAGGACUGUAAGAUUGUCUACAAAGCCUGGCUCUGCUCCCAGUACUUUGAAGUCACACAGUUUAACUGCAGAAAGACAAUUCCAUGCAAGCAAUAUUGUUUGGAGGUGCAGACCAGGUGUCCGUUCAUAUUGCCCGACAAUGACGAAGUCAUCUACGGAGGCCUCUCCAGCUUCAUCUGCACAGGGCUCUACGAAACCUUCCUAACCAAUGAUGAACCCGAAUGCUGUGACAUCAGGAGCGAGGAGCAAUCCGCACCCCCACCCAAAAGGACCGUGGACAGGAAAGACUCCUGCCCCAGGACAUCGCUCACAGUGUCCUCUGCCACCAGACUGUGCCCUGCCCGGCUGAAGCUGUGUGUACUCGUCCUCAUCCUACUUCACACAGUGCUCACCGCCUCUGCAGCGCAGAACUCCACGGGGCUGGGCCUGGGCGGCCUCCCCACGCUCGAGGACAACUCCACCCGGGAGGACUGAGUACAGCCUCAGCGUGUGCGCAAGGCGCAGGGCUGGGCAGUUGCGUGCU
Molecule: messenger RNA, 1622 nt
Organism: Phodopus roborovskii (desert hamster)
Lineage: Eukaryota; Metazoa; Chordata; Mammalia; Rodentia; Cricetidae
Gene: Nalf1
Product: NALCN channel auxiliary factor 1
Exons: 3
Coding region: 176-1573 (465 amino acids)
Biological process (GO): calcium ion import across plasma membrane
Cellular component (GO): plasma membrane
Molecular function (GO): stretch-activated, monoatomic cation-selective, calcium channel activity
Source: RefSeq, a predicted model, not a curated record